AUGAAUCGAGAUAGUAGCUUGGAGGAUUUAGGGUUUCAAUCAUUUUCUGAAAGGUUGCAUGGGGAUGUGUUUAUUCGGCAGCCGGCUAAUAGUCAAAACCCUAGUCUUGGCAAGGGUUUUGAGGGGAGGCCGAUUAAUAUAGAAGGAAAUCUGGUGAUGCCUAGAAGAGGUGUUGUUCAGCAGGCCACUUCUGGUCAGAAACCGAUUAACAUAAUUGACGAACUAGAAAAAAUUACUGAGCCAGUCGUUCUUGAGGAUGUUGAAGCAGGUAAUCUGGAUAGUGGUAAUGGCAUGAAAGGGCAGACAUAUGCGGAGAAGCUGGCAACGGUCAAACCAGUUCAAAAGGUUAACUUCAGAUUUCUGGAAAACACCAAAGCCGCUGAAGAUGUUGACGCUGAUGUUAUGAUUCCAAUCGCCUCGGUUAAACAGGUUCAGGAUCGAUUUAAUAAUGUGCUUUUUGGUUAUUUUCUUGGGAAAAGACUAGCGUUCCCGGUUGUGGAAUAUUUUGUUAGCCAAAGAUGGGGGAAAUAUGGUAUGCAAAAGUGUAUGAUGAAUGGAAAAGGAUUUUUCUUUUUUAAAUUCAAGUCUAAGGAUGGAAUGGAACAAGUAUUGCAAGAUGGACCAUGGCUUAUCAGGAAUAUCCCGCUGUUUUUGAAACAAUGGUCUCCGAAUACGGAGUUGAAGAAAGAAGAGCUAAAAAAGGUACCAGUAUGGGUUAAAAUGCAUGAUGUUCCGUUGGCGGCUUACACUGAGGAUGGUCUAAGUCUGAUUGCUUCGAAGGUGGGAACCCCUAAAAUGCUGGAUAAUGAGACAACCAGAAUGUGUUUAGACUCGUGGGGCAGAAGUGGAUACGCUAGAGCGAUAGUUGAACUGGAUGCGGAUAAGGAUCUGAAAGAAAACGUUACUGUAGCAAUUCCAAAUGUAGAAGAGGGUGGGUACCUCAAGAUUAGUAUCCAUUUGGAGUAUGAAUGGAAACCACCACAUUGCAAAACUUGCAAGGUGUUUGGCCAUGGAAUGCAUGAAUGUCCGAUAAAACUUGCUGAUGAUAAGGGUCAGAAUAAUAAAGAUAAGGUGGAUGAUCAGGGUUUUAAAAGUGGUAAUAACCAGAAGAAGGUGGUCAAACAACAGUUUAAUAUGAAGGAUAAGCAGAGGUUGAUUUACAGGCCUAAGAAACGUGAUGAAAAUGUGGACUCUUCUAAGCCGAAAUCAGCUAAAGGGGCUGGUGAUUCUAAGGGCCCGGGUAUUCGAACACAAAAUAAAUUUCAUGCCUUAAAUGAUAUGGAGGAUGAAUGGGGUUCCGAUAUGGAAGAAGAUAGGGUGAAUCCGAAUGUGGGAGGAUAUGAUUUUUUGGAUGACGAAAAUCCAAGUCACUUGAAUAAUACAGGUGCAAGCACACCUGCUCAGGAGGUUAUAGCUAUUCUGGAGUCUCAUGUUCAGACUGCUAACUUGGAUAAGGUUUGUAACAAGGUUCUUCGGAAUUGGGAGUGGACUUCAAAUGGUAGUUUGUGCGAUAAAGGUACGAGAGUUAUUGUUGGGUGGAAUGCGGAUACAGUAGAUGUUGUAGUCCUACAUGCUACUAAUCAAGUUGUUCAUGUUCAAGCUCGGUUCAAAAAAGAUAAUGCAAUGGUAAAUAUUUCCUUUGUCUACGCAAGUAACAAUGAUCAAGAAAGGAAAUAUCUUUGGGAUUCGCUAAAAAUGCAUAAGGGGGUUGUUCAAUCGGACCCGUGGAUUAUAAUGGGGGAUUUUAAUGUGGUUUUGAACCUAGAGGAUAACUGUAUGUGGUCGUCAAAGGUGAAUGCUGCCAUGAUGGAUUUUAAUGAGUGUGUGAAACAUCUCGAAGUUUUUGAUCUUAGAGCUCAUGGGUUGCACUACACUUGGAAUCAAAGUCCGAAAAAAGGGAUUGGAAUCCGAAAGAAACUGGACAGGAUUAUGGCAAAUGUCAGUUUUGUGGAGAAAUUUGCCGAUGCUUUUGCGGUGUUUAUGCCUCACGGUAUUUCGGACCAUUGUCCAGCUUUGCUAAAACUUCUUAAGGCCACUAAGGUUAAACCUAAACCUUUUAAAUUCAGUAAUUUUUUGACGCAUAAGAAGGAUUUUUUGCAAACUGUCAUGACGGGUUGGGAAGCUGAGAUUAUGGGGGUUCCCAUGUUUCGUCUAGUAAAGAAGCUUAGAGGCCUUAAACGUCCUCUAAGAUUGUUACUAAAAAAACAAGGAAAUAUUUAUAAAAAGGUGAUAGACUUGAAGGCAGAAUUGGACUCGUUGCAAAGUAAGUUGGAUGCUGAUCCUUUUAAUUUAACAAUCAAAGAAGCGGAAUCCGUUUGUGUGAAGAACUACUUGGAGGCGACUUUGGAUGAAGAGCGCUUUUUGAAACAGAAGGCAAAACAGAAAUGGUUGGAAGCUGGAGACUCAAAUACCAAAUUCUUUCAUAAUGUGGUCAAAUAUCGCAAUCAUUUUAACAAAAUAAACAUUAUUAAAGAUGUUUCUGGUAAUACUCAUGAAGGGGAUGGAGUCUCUUUGGCCUUAGUGAAUCAUUUCCGGGAUUUUCUGGGUUCGGAAGGGAACACGAUCAGCCGAGUGGAUCGAGACAUUUUUUCAGUCACCGUUAACCCUAGUGUAGCUGAUUAUAUGUGUAGACAAGUGACUCCGGAUGUAGUAAAAGCGGCUGUUUUUUCGAUUAAUGAAAACAAGGCUCCGGGGCCGGAUGGGUACACGUCUGAUUUCUUUAAGAAGUCAUGGUCUAUUGUCGGAAAUGAGGUAACGACUGCUAUUAUUGAUUUUUUUGAGUCGGGUAGACUACUUCAGGAGAUAAAUCACACGUUUUUAGCUCUCAUUCCUAAAGUUCCCACUCCGGGAGUGGUCACGGAUUAUAGGCCAAUUUCAUGUUGUAAUGUGGUCUAUGAAGCGAUUAGCAAGAUUCUCACAGCUAGGAUUCUGGAAGGUUUAAAGGAUAUUAUAAGUGAAAAUCAAUCGGCUUUUGUUCCGGGUAGGAGGAUAUCGGAUAAUAUAAUGUUGACUCAAGAGCUAAUGCAUAAUUAUCAUCGUCAAAUGGGUCCUCCUCGAUGUGCUAUGAAAGUAGAUAUUCAAAAGGCGUAUGAUACAGUGGAUUGGAGAUUUCUUCGUGAUGUUUUGCAUGGCUUUGGGUUUCGGCAUCGAUUUAUUGGUUGGAUUACGGAGUGUAUCACUACUACAUCCUUUUCCUUGAGUGUGAAUGGUAAUGUGCAUGGUUAUUUCAAAGGAAAGCGGGGGUUGCGGCAAGGGGAUCCAAUGUCCCCCUAUUUAUUCACUAUGGUCAUGGAAGUAUUAACUCUGAUUCUCAACAAAGCCGCUGAAUUGGAUUCAUCGUUUAGGUUCCAUAAUAAAUGUGAGAAGCAAAUGAUAAUCAAGGUGUGUUUUGCUGAUGAUCUCUUCUUGUUUACCAGAGGGGAUGUUGGCUCGGUUAAGGUUGUGAUGCGCUCAUUGCAACAGUUCGAGAAGGUUUCUGGCUUAGUUCCUAGCAAUGCAAAAAGCACAAUAUUUUUUUGCAAUGUACCGUUAGCUACUAAGAAUAGAAUUGCAGAUAUGGUCCCAUUCGAUGAAGGGAAACUUCCUAUCAGAUAUUUAGGAGUUCCGUUACUUGCUUCUCGUCUUUUGAUCAAAGAUUGCAAAGUUUUGGUGGAGCGUAUGUCUAAACGUAUUAAUGACUGGAAAAACAGGUUUCUCUCAUUUGCGGGAAGACUUCAGCUAGUUCUAUCGGUUCUCUCCUCAAUUCAUGUAUACUGGGCUUCAGUUUUCAUCUUACCGGCCAGUAUCAUUAAGGAGUUAGAAUCCAAGAUGAAACAUUUUUUAUGGGGCCAUGGUAUGGGUUCGAAAGGUAGAGCCAAAGUAGCUUGGAAGGAGGUAUGUCUGCCAAAGCUGGAAGGCGGGUUAGGCAUUAGACGGAUAUCGGAUGUUAACAAGUCGUUGAUGGCUUAUCACAUUUAUAGUAUCGUUUCGGGUAGGAACUCGUUAUGGACAAACUGGAUUGUUUUGCAUAGGCUUCGAGGACGGUGUCUUUGGGACAUUCCGGUUCGAUCUAACUCACCGUGGGGAUGGAAAAAAUUAAUGAAGUGUUGGGAUAAAUUUCGUAAUCAUUUGUGGAGUAAGAUUGGUAAUGGAAAUAACACCUUUCUAUGGUUUGAUAAAUGGACGAAUGAAUGCCCUCUUAGUCAACUUGUGUCCCCGCGUCAGAUGGCCAGGUAUGGGUUUUCAGUUAAGUCGAAAAUAAAAGAUGCAUUUAUAGAUGGGCAAUGGGUUUGGCCGGAAGAUUGGAGGAGUGUAUUUCCGACAUUAUUCCAGCUUCGGCCUCUGAUGUUAUCCGAAACUCAAGACAGGAUCUUAUGGAUGAAGCAUGAUGGGAAGCUUGCUCCGUUCUCGUCAAAGGAAGUAUGGGAUGCUGUCCGGGUCCGAGAUCAGCCUAAAUCAUGGGCGAAAGUGGUUUGGUCGUCCUUCAACAUUCCGAAACACUCUUUUCUGUGUUGGCUUAUCUUCAAGAAAAAACUCUGGACUCAAGAUCGGAUUUUGAGAUGGAAUCAUGCUGUUACGGGAUCUAUGAAUCUUAUGUGCUGCUUGCUUUGUUAUUCGGAGAUAGAGACUCAUGAGCAUUUGUUUUUCGAAUGCCCAUACUCGAAAUCGGUAUGGCAUAAAGUUCGUCAGAAAGCUUACAUGGAAUCGGUUCAAGACUCUUGGGAUGACAUCUCGGCUUGGUUGAUCUCUAGAGCUAAGUCGAAGUCAGUUGUGUCUAUUGCUGGUAGAUUGGUGGUAGCGGCUGCUGCUUAUGCUAUUUGGUGUGAACGCAACUCCAAAUUUUUCAAUAACCGAUUGAGACCAGAAAAAGUGGCUGAUUUUAUUAUCGACACCGUCCGAGCCAAGUUAAUCUCUUUCAAGUACAAACAAACGACAAAAGUUAAGCGAUUUUUGGAAGAGUGGAAGAUGGAUAAGGAAGAUUUCUUGGAUGACGAUUGA
Molecule: messenger RNA, 4977 nt
Organism: Helianthus annuus (common sunflower)
Lineage: Eukaryota; Viridiplantae; Streptophyta; Magnoliopsida; Asterales; Asteraceae
Exons: 2
Coding region: 1-4977 (1658 amino acids)
Molecular function (GO): catalytic activity
Source: RefSeq, a predicted model, not a curated record